Messenger RNA from Salmo salar (Atlantic salmon), 3372 nucleotides. The record is from RefSeq and is a predicted model, not a curated record. Lineage: Eukaryota; Metazoa; Chordata; Actinopteri; Salmoniformes; Salmonidae.
CGCAUGUCUUUAUCAGUGGGCUGGAGCGUUAAUCCCUUUAAAUUCCAGUCGACAGAGGCGGAGCAAAUCACCCUACUGCGUAUUCAGUUCUCUCUCUCUGGUUAUUUAGAGUGGAGCAAUGCGAAGUGUACACAUGACGGAUUUACCACGAAAGUAAUGAUUUACUCUAGAAAAACGGUAUAGACAGGCGUCCGCGAACCAAGCAGAUGGUGCUCCUCCGGCCAUGACUCGUACCAGGCUCCCCACGGUUGAAGCGGCAUUGAUAUUUAUAUCUGUCGCACAGCUGUGCACAGCUCUGAAGUGUGUGUGCCAGCUAUGUGCCAACAACACCUGUGAGACGGGCGCGGACGGGGCCUGCUGGAACUCUGUGAUGCUGAUCAACGGGAAGGAGGAGGCCAUCAAGUCCUGUCUGUCCCCGGCCGAGAUGAGGGGACAAGUCUUCUGCUACAGCUCCCGGAACGUCUCCAAGAGGCACUGCUGCUUCACAGACUUCUGCAACAACGAGACCCUGCAUCUGCACCCAGGCUAUGUAGAGAGGCCUUCGGAGGAGCCCGGCUGGGGCAGGCUGGAGCUGGCAGCAGUCAUCCUGGUGCCCUCUACCCUGCUCUGUGUGAGCAUCCUGCUGGGUGUGUGUGUGGUGCAGGGCCAGCCCUGUGCCUACAACCGGGCCCACAAGAAUGACGUGGAGGAGCCCCUGGACGACCAAAGUCUUAUGUCCCCCGAUAAGUGUCUUAAAGACCUCAUCUACGAUAUGAGCACCUCCGGCUCAGGCUACGGGCUACCACUGCUGGUACAACGGACAAUAGCUCGGACCAUCGUGCUGCAGGAGACCAUUGGGAAGGGCCGCUUCGGGGAGGUGUGGCGAGGGAAGUGGCGAGGGGAGGACGUUGCGGUGAAGAUCUUCUCAUCCCGUGACGAGAGGUCCUGGUUCAGAGAGGCAGAGAUCUAUCAGACCAUCAUGCUCCGACACGAGAAUAUCCUGGGAUUCAUUGCAGCUGAUAACAAAGAUAACGGCUCUUGGACCCAGCUGUGGCUGGUGACAGAGUACCACGAGCACGGCUCCCUGUUCGACUACCUGAACAGGUACACAGUGUCUGUGGACGGCAUGAUCGUUCUGGCCUUGUCCAUCGCCAGCGGCCUGGCACACCUCCACAUGGAGAUCAUUGGCACUCAGGGGAAACCUGCCAUUGCCCACAGAGACAUCAAGUCUAAAAACAUUCUGGUGAAGAAGAAUGGGACGGCUGUCAUAGCAGACCUCGGAUUGGCUGUGAAACACGACUCCAGUACCAACAUCAUUGAUAUACCAUCCAAUCACAGAGUAGGAACAAAGAGGUACAUGGCUCCAGAACUGCUGGAUGACACGAUCAAUAUUGGCAGCUUUGAGUCAUUCAAGCGGGCAGAUAUAUACUCCCUGGGCCUUGUAUUCUGGGAACUGGCACGGAGGUGUUCCAUCAGGGGACUUCAAGAAGAUUUUCAGUUGCCUUACUAUGAUAUGGUGCCUUCAGAUCCUUCUGUGGAGGACAUGAGAAAGAUAGUCUGUGACCAGAAACUGAGACCUAACAUUCCCAACCAGUGGCAGAGCUGUGAGGCACUGCGGGUGAUAGGCAAGCUGAUGCGCGAGUGCUGGUAUGCCAACGCUGCAGCUCGCCUCACCGCGCUGAGGGUCAAGAAAACUGUCUCUCAGGUGACUGUACUCAAGGACAUCAAAGAUUAGCUAGCCCACUGGCUGGCGCACCUGAACGUCCUGUCAUUGGUCUGGAGCAAAGCAUCCUCAAGACCACACUGAAACAGGAAACGCUCAGCUGGGUCGUAUUAAUUAGAAACCAAAACAGAAGAGAAUGGGGAGGGACUACCUAAACCUAUCCAAUAAGACAUUCUCAUUACAAAAUGUUUUGUUGUGGUUAGUAAAUGUAGGUUUUAGCACGAUGUUCCAAAUGCCUGUAUCGCAAGAAUCAAGAUUUUUGUUUUGUUUUAUGAGCGUUCAUGUCUGCUUGUUCUCAUGAAGUCUUUUUGGUCUCAUCUCCUUCGCUCCUUCUGUGCUGUUUGCACCUUCCCACUUGCACACACACACACACACACACAUACACCAAGCCUCUCCCCAUGCCACUCACAUCGAACAUUAAAGAUCACUUCUAUUUGCAUUUGAGGGUUGGUCCAAAAUAAUUGGUCACAUGGACACCCAAACACAUUGAGACAUUAUUUUACUGUAACAGAGGAGAAGUUACCUUUUCUAACGAUACCCUUUUUAUGUCUCGACUCCCAGACCCUCCUAAAACUGGAGUAUCAAUGAACAUGAUUGUGGAACAUUUAUGCACAGUUUCUGUCACACUGUGACAAAAAUGCAGUACUUGGUACCAAGUACCGCUAGGAACAUUUUAUCCACAUACUGUUAAUGUGCUAGCUGUCUAGUCUGUGUUUUUGUAAAUGUGCAAUGAGCAUAAGAAGCAUUUUAUAAGGUAGGCCACUUGAUUCCAACAUCUGAACAAAGUGGACAGGCUAGCAUGCUGUUUAAACAGUUGGAGACGGACAGGGGCUUGUGUUCAGAACUGUUCUAGCUACCUUGCUAGCAAGCAAAUUAAGAGAAGUUGGUCAUUAUUAGUGCAUGGUUCGGGUAAAAAAAAAAUAACAAAAAGGGCAUUUUUAUAGACAGACUUGAAAGCCAGAUCAGUGAUUAUUGCAAACAAGCAGGUUGAAUACUAUUUGAUAAAACAAUGUAAUUAUUAGUGGGUGUUAUGGUUGUGGAAGGCUUAUACUUACCCAUAUGUAUAACUUUAGAAGCCCUGAAUUCAUUUGAUUAUUCCUGACUGUUUGAAAUGCGGUGUAUUGACCUUUAAUUGUGCAACAAAGCUUAUUUAAAGAAAACAUUUAAAAAAAAUAAUAAUCAAGAUGUAUAUCGUGAAUCGGCCAUAGGAUCGGAAACAUUUAGAUGAGCUUUUUAGGCCAUAUCGCCUAGUCCUACAUGGUGUGCGCUAAUGAAUACGACCCAGCAGUGAGCAUGCUCAGCUUGUGAUGCCAAAAGAGCCUGCUGCUGUUCAGCAGGGAACACUCCUGUCCUGCAGUGUGUGGCUGGAACUGGAUCAACCAAUCCAGAGGAACGGGACACGAAACUGUGACCUAUCAGAAGAAGAUGGAUGAUUUACAAUGUACCGAUUUCCUCUGCUACCUCAAGAUGUUUUUAAGUGCCCAAAGCUUGAAGUUGCACAUUGAACGCUUCGUGCCAUAUUAUACUGUAUGUAGUGCUAGGCAACAUGCAAAAUGACUGUAAAUGUUACUGAGUAACGCACUCACUGCUAUGCCUGAUUUGUACAGGAAACACAAGGUCUAUACCCAUAAAGAUAAUUGUUACUUGAGAGCUGCUCCUCUCUCCCCCAA